Arachis duranensis is the source of this 288-nucleotide messenger RNA. RefSeq names its product ethylene-responsive transcription factor 3-like. The record is from RefSeq and is a predicted model, not a curated record. Gene Ontology annotation, biological process: regulation of DNA-templated transcription. The transcript has a single exon. The coding region runs from base 1 to 288 and encodes 95 amino acids. Gene Ontology annotation, molecular function: DNA-binding transcription factor activity; DNA binding. NCBI's taxonomy places the organism in Eukaryota, Viridiplantae, Streptophyta, Magnoliopsida, Fabales, Fabaceae.
AUGGGAAGAGGCAGAGGAGUUGCGGCUCUGAAACCCACGGCGGCGGAGGUAAACGAAUCAAGGCCGAUGCUAGUAUUGAAGGAAGUUAGAUACCGUGGCGCGAGGAAGAGACCGUGGGGAAGAUUCGCCGCUGAAAUCAAAGACCUGUUGAAGAAAGCAAGGGUUUGGCUCGAAACCUUCGAUUCUGCCGAGGACUACCUGCGCUUACGAUGCCGCCGCAAGAACACUCUAGGGACCAAAAGCCAAGACCAAUUUUUCUCGCCGCUCAGGAUCCAGCCCUCGAUGUAG